Penicillium angulare is the source of this 894-nucleotide messenger RNA. RefSeq names its product SDR family oxidoreductase. The transcript has a single exon. Lineage: Eukaryota; Fungi; Ascomycota; Eurotiomycetes; Eurotiales; Aspergillaceae. Bases 1 to 894 code for a protein of 297 amino acids. The record is from RefSeq and is a predicted model, not a curated record.
AUGCACAUAUUUGUCACUGGUGCUACUGGCUUCGUUGGCCAAGCUGUCGUUCAAGAGCUUCUUGCAAAUGGGCACACGGUUUCUGGCCUUGCAAGGUCGGAAACAUCAGCUGCAGCUUUGGAAGCAAAGGGCGCCAAGGUAGUUCGCGGUACUAUUGAAGAGGUCGAAUGCCUGAAGACUGCAGCGUCAGAGGCGGAUGGCGUUAUUCACCUUGCUUUCAAUCAUGAUUUCACCAAGUUCGAUGAGAACGCCAAGGUCGAACGCGAUGCGAUAUUUAGUAUCGUCGAUGCGCUUGAGGGGACCAACAAGCCUUUCGUGAUUACCUCAGGCACGAUGGCCCUGCCAAAAGGUCAGCUUGGCACCGAAGAUGCAAUCCCAGAGGCCAACACUUUCUUCAGUGCCCGUACUGGUACUGAGCAAGAGGCCCUUGAUUGCUCCUCGCGCGGCGUGCGUGUGAGCUGUGUUCGCCUAUCACCCUCAACUCACGAUAAUGGGGACAAAGGAUUUAUCAAAGCAAUCACCGAGAUUGCACGCACGAAUGGCCAGUCGGUUUAUGUUGGAGAUGGACUCAACAAGUGGCCCGCUGUCCACCGUCUCGACGCGGCACGUCUGUACCGCCUGGUUCUUGAGAAGGGCAUUGCAGGUUCUAGAUACCAUGCUGUUGGUGAAACUGGAGUUCCGAUGAAAGACAUUGCUGAAGCAAUUGGUCAGUCAUUGGGUCUUCCCACGGUUUCCCAGGACUUUGAAGCUGCCUCGAAGCAUUUUGCUGGCUUCAUGGUCUAUCCUGUCAGCUCCGAUAAUCCAGCUUCCAGUGAAAAGACGCAAAGAAAACUGGGCUGGAAACCUUCAGGACCAACACUUCUUGAAGAUAUCAAGUCGGGUGUGUAUGUCUAA